Molecule: messenger RNA, 1680 nt
Organism: Rhizophagus irregularis DAOM 181602=DAOM 197198
Lineage: Eukaryota; Fungi; Glomeromycota; Glomeromycetes; Glomerales; Glomeraceae
Source: RefSeq, a predicted model, not a curated record
AUGGAUAAAUUCAAAGAAACUUCUUUACAAGAAGAAAGGGGUAGGGAUCGAACCCCACGCCAUUUUCAGGAAGAAGAUAUCUCACAUUCUCAUCAGAAAGAUACUUCGUUAAGGAAAAAUGACAAAUACUCUCGUCAGGAAGAUACUUUGUUAAAUAGAAACAGAAGUCGGACUCCAUUAUUUCAUCGGGAAGAUACUCUGUUAAAUAGAAAUAUAAGUCGGACUCCAUUAUCUCAUCGGGAAGAUACUCUGUUAAAUAGAAACAGAAGUCGGACUCCAUUAUCUCGUCGGGAAGAUACUCUGUUAAAUAGAAACAGAAGUCGGACUCCAUUAUCUCGUCAGGAAGAUACUUUGUUAAGUAGAAAUAGAAGUCGGACUCCAUUAUCUCAUCGGGAAGAUACUCUGUUAAAUAGAAACAGAAGUCGGACUCCAUUAUCUCGUCAGGAAGAUACUUUGUUAAAUAGAAACAGAAGUCGGACUCCAUUAUCUCGUCGGGAAGAUACUUUGUUAAAUAGAAAUAGAAGCCGGACUCCAUUAUCUCAUAUUUCAUUAAGAAGCAGCAGAAAUCAAAGUUUAUACUCUUACCAAAAAGAUGGUUCGACAGGUAAAAACAGAAGCCCAACUUCAUACUCUCGUCGAGAAGAUUUUCCGUUAAAUAUAAAUAGAAGUCGCUCCCCAUACUCUCCAUACUCUCAUCGGGAAGAUUCCUUGUUAAAUAUAAGGGAAAGGGAAACAAGACAAAGAAGUGAGAACAGAGAAGGAGAUCGAGAAGAAAUUACAGAAUUACGCUCGGCUUUGUCAUAUUUAAUAAGAGAGGUAGAAGAAAUUCGUUAUGACAAAGAGUCUCUUCAUCAGAUUGAUAGUCAUCAAACAAGGAUACAAUAUUCUUCGUCUCCCGAUCCAUCAUCAGCUAGGCACACUAAAGUCCAAAAUAACUUGGAACCGAUGAAUCAUAAAUACAAGAAGGCUUUCCGAGAUGAGGUUGUUCAAAUAUUGAAGGGCUUGGAUAAUUCUUUAUUCAUCGACCAUACAAGACGCUGGCUUGAUAUAGAAAAGAAUGUAUCUCAAAAUACUUUACCGGCUAUAAAAAAAGCAUUGGGAGAUCGGUUUCAGUAUACGGAUACUGAAUUAAAGAAAGUUUUACAAAAUCUUCAUCGACAUCGAAGAGAUGCAUAUACUGUUUCGUUAGAUCCUCUAAAAUCAAAAGCAAACAAGCAAAGAACUGGAAUUAACAGUAGGAGAAAAGAUAAGAAAGAAAGGCGUCAAAGAGGAUUGCAGUAUAUGGUGGAUAAUACGGAUCAAUUGCUUAUAGAUCUACAACCUCCAAUGGAAUGGGACGAUUGGAUCAAUAACCUGAACGAGGUUAUUGGUAAUUCAAACUACCAUUCGGAUGAAGUGUCCGAAUCGGAUGAAGAAAAAGUACAAGAGGAGAAAGAUAAUAAGAUUCGUCCAUCCCGAAAAGAAAGUUCAAAUCACGUUCUCCACGUAUAUGAUAAGCAGUGGAGAUCCCAAAGGGCUCGGCUUCUCCUGAGACGUGCUGAUGAAGUAGGAGAAACCAUUCAGAACAUAAAGAUGACGAGAAAAAGAUGGUACAAUGACCAAACGUAUGUAGAAAAUAAUUCCAAGCCACCUCUCAAUGCUCCGAAAUGGACUAUUUCAACUUCUUACCACACUGAAUAA